This is a messenger RNA of Symbiodinium sp. CCMP2592, 2127 nucleotides long. NCBI's taxonomy places the organism in Eukaryota, Dinophyceae, Suessiales, Symbiodiniaceae. The record is from the annotation of a GenBank genome assembly.
AUGGAGACUUCGCUUCGGAGUGACAGCAGAAUCGACAAGUUGUUGACGGCAGUGGUCACCAAAUUCUCCUCGGAUUCUGGCACCGGGUACGGCUCCCUCGCCAGAGGCCUGGGCAACUCGCCGAAGCUCAAGGGCCACUUCAGGGCCACUGAGCUCAAAGAGCUCGACGAAAUCGCCGAGAUCAAGCAAUGCUCAAAGUCGUUGCACUGGGCACAGCACAGAUUCGACACGGUCACUGCUGUUCUUCGCAUCGUGGUUCUUCGUAUUUCGACCAUCCUGCAGUUCUUGAUUGAGAUUCGCUCCAUGGAUGGCAAGGCCGCCCCCUGGGCGGCGGACUUGCUGGACAACGUCUUUACGACGGAGAACCUGAUUUUGCUCUCGUUGAUAGCAGAAUGGUCCAGCACAGUAAGCGGCUAUGUCCAUCGCUGGGACAACCUGGGUCGCGACAGCUCAGGGAACCCGAAGAGGAACCCGAUCGGGCACUUGGCGUUCGUUUGUCGGUCCAUGGGCACUCUGAAGAAGGACCUGGGCCUUCUGUUUGAAUUUGACAUCAAGACGAACAAGCCGCCUCUGGUCAUGGACCAGCGAUUUACCAAGGGCUUUGUGCAGAUUCUGCGUGGAUGUCUUACAGGAGGCCGCAUUGCAGCAUGCACAUCGCUUGGCGCCGGCGGAAAGGUGCUGUACCGUGGACUCUCCGACGAUGACUUCCAGGCGACACUCCUGAAAGAGAUGGGCUCGAUCAAAAACGUCUCCCGCGUGUACCUGCAAGAGCUUAAGACGGAGCACGAAGUGGGCUUGGGGCAGGGGUUCGGUGCGUUCGACAUGGAGUCCUCGACUGUAACGAAGCCUGAGACCCUGGACGAGCUCGCGAAGCUCUUCGGAGCCACGGUUUCCCUGUUGCUCACAUUGUUCGAGUCAACAGGGGUCCUGGAGCAGAAUCUCGCGGCUCUGCGAGGCUACGGCCACGAGCAGAAGCAGAGCAUGACCACCAACACCCGCAAGCCGAAACCUGGCCAGCUUCCCGACAUCAGAUUGCCAAAGCGAAUGGCGCCCGGGAAGGUUGGAAAGACUGGCAUGGCUGCAUUGAUGCGGAUUCGACAGGAGCAAAAAGAUAGCAUCGAGGCCGCGGGUGAUGUUGCCACGUCAGGGAUGGAUCCAACGAAGUUGGAAAGCUGCCUCGAGACGGUAAACCAGUCAGCAGCAGAGGGGACGACCGCAAAACAAAAGAAGCUGAGCAGCAGCCUUGCAGAUCGUGUGACUGCGAAAAUCCGUCUCCUCACGAAUCUGGAUGAGGUUUCGAGGCAGAAGCUCCGGGAACAAGUCAACAAGGAGAACGAAAGGCUGACAAAGUUGAGAAGCAUCCAAGUUAGAGACCUCCGUGCAGCAGAGUGCAUGACGGACUGCAGUAAAGGCUUGGUGAUUGCGGUGCCCACAGUGAAGAGCAUUGAGGGCAUUGACCGAAUGGCCAAAGAAACUGGCCGGAUUCUGAAAGACCUGGGCGGUCCCAGAGGCGUCCCUCUGACCGCGACAAACCUGGUCAAGCAAUGCCUGGAAGCAAGCUUUACAGUGUGGUACGGCCUCACAGAUGCAGCGGAGGAUGCUUUGCUUUUCUACAAAUCCGAAACCUCCCCGGAGCUCAGCACGGCAAUGAGCCGCCUGCUAGGUGGCCACGUAGCAGGGCCCACGUGGCUCCGAGCGUGCCAACAAGCAGGCAAAGUUGUCCGGCCUGUGACGAUGCUCGGAAGGGCGCUGCAAAUUGGAAGACAGCUGGGCUUCGAUGCGAGCGUGCAAUUCAGAGAAGGCUUGUUGAAAGUCAUCAGUGCCGUGGAAAGCCACCCAGCCGGCACCAGGGAGUGGGUGGUCAGAAGUGCUCGGUCUGAGCUGUCUCGCUCAACUGCCUGGUGGAUUGUGGCCGAGCCUUCAGCGUCUGCUGCCAAGACAAAGAAAAAACUUUCACUCACGAAGUUGCCUGGCAAAGAGAUUCGCUACUUGAGCUUCCUCCAUGCCAUCACUCAGCAUUUCCACCUGCACUGGCAUCCUUCUAUUUUGCAUUCCAUUCGGUUUGGUUUAGGUUUGGGUUGGCAAGUCGUUCCAUUUCACACCAUCACCGGUCUCAGGUGGACUUGA